AUGGACAGCACCGAGCUCCCCUUUGGGAUCGUAACUCUGUUACAUGUCAGCAUCGGCGUAUCAGUGAACGUCUUCCUCCUCCUGUUUUACGCCCGGCUGGUCUCCACCAGCCGGAGAACCAGCUCCUCUGAGCUGAUCCUCACCCAGCUGGCCCUGGCCAACACCAUCAUCCUCCUCACCAGUGGAAUCGCUGAGACCUUGUCAGCUUGGGGGCUGAGAAAUUUCUUGGGCGAUGUUGGCUGUAAAAUCCUCUCAUACCUCUACCGAGUGGCCCGGGGCCUGGCCAUCUGCACCACCUGCCUCCUGAGCGUCUUCCAGGCCGUCACCGUCAGCCCCGGCACCUCCCGGUGGGCGGGGGUCAAAGCCAAAUUACACAGAUGCAUCGUCCCUUUCUGCCUCCUCUCCUGGGUCCUUAAUAUGUUGGUAGAGUGUAGUGUAGCGAUACAGAUGACGGGCCCUCAGAACAGGAGCCAUUCACAGAACGUGAUGGAUCACAAAUAUUGCUCACAUGUCUUUGGCAGUCCAGAAACUACUUGGGCAUUAACAGUUCUGGUGUCGCUCCGUGACGUGUCCUUCGUGGGGCUCAUGAGCUUGGCCAGCGGCUACAUGGUGUUUGUCCUACACAGACACCACCGGCAGGUCCGCCACCUCCACGGGCCCGGUCGCUCCCCCAGGGUGAUGCCCGAGGUCCGAGCGGCCAAGAGAGUCAUCGCCCUGGUCACCCUCUACGUCCUCCUCUACGGGAGACAGACCAUCACGUUGAGCAUUUUACUCAACCUGAAAGACAAGUCUCCCCUCCUGGUGAAAAGCCACAUGGUGCUGUCCUUCACCUUCUCAGCCGUCAGUCCCUUCCUGGUGAUCCACAGGGACCAGAGGAUCAGGAUGUUCCGGCAAAGGGAAUCUGCUGAUUCCCAUCUGGAUCUGCCUGCCCCCUCGUAG
This is a messenger RNA of Ornithorhynchus anatinus (platypus), 939 nucleotides long. Its product is annotated as vomeronasal 1 receptor ornAnaV1R3002. The record is from RefSeq and is marked inferred. Gene Ontology annotation, molecular function: pheromone receptor activity. NCBI's taxonomy places the organism in Eukaryota, Metazoa, Chordata, Mammalia, Monotremata, Ornithorhynchidae. Gene Ontology annotation, cellular component: membrane. Gene Ontology annotation, biological process: G protein-coupled receptor signaling pathway. The coding region runs from base 1 to 939 and encodes 312 amino acids. The transcript has a single exon.